This is a messenger RNA of Pocillopora meandrina, 6852 nucleotides long. NCBI's taxonomy places the organism in Eukaryota, Metazoa, Cnidaria, Anthozoa, Scleractinia, Pocilloporidae. The record is from the annotation of a GenBank genome assembly.
AUGUAUAACAACAGCCUCGUAGCCCUAUCACCUGAUCAGUUCCAAGGCCUGUCCAAACUGGAAGAACUGUAAGUAAACAUUCGAUAGAAAUCAUACCUGACAGCACAAGUAACUAUUCUUGACCAAAUAUGUAUUUAACCAACUUUAAUUGAUAUUCAUUCGCUCGCCGAAUUGUUCAGCUUUUUUUUCUACUCUCGGUUGGAGGACACACAACUGCAAAAACAAGGAGGGAGUAACUCUCGAAAAUACAAGUAUUCAUUAUCAUUUUAGUUUUACAGAGGGUCAGUAGAGCGAAUAGACCUUUCUUUCCUCCUCCCACCACUUUUUCCCAAAGUUCACUAAAUUUUUAAGCUAGUGUACUUUGAUUGGAUAAACCUCAGAAACCUUAGCAGAAUUCUGAAAAAGAUGCUUUGUCAUCCAUCCAAGAUAGCAACUGCCACCUCGGAUUUCUCCAGAAAAAGACAGAAAAAAAAGAGAAUUAGAGAUGUAGCAAUUCUUUCCCUCACCCCCGAAAAAAUCAACAGAUCAGUGAAACAAUGCUUUUAUAGAAGUACAAAUACUAGCAUGCACUAAGUUUUGACAUUUUCAGCAAGGUAACCGCAAACUGCAUAUCAGUCUAACUUUCCGGCUGUGAGGUUUUGUUUUGUUUUUUUGUUUUUGUUUUUGACUUUAUUACUAUGUUUUCAAUAUCGGAUAGCUCUUAAAGAUGUCGUAAGGAGAAGGCAUUUAAGAAUCAAUGAAGAUAGGAAGAAAGUUUAUGUAAAUACGUGCUUACCACUAAAUUUUUCUAUAUUUCUGAUAAUAAUGAUAUGCCCUCUAUGUUGUUUUAGGGCUGUUUACGAAAACAACAUUAACUACCUGCCACGUGAAGUUUUUAAAGGCAUGAAAAACAUAAUGACUAUGUAAGUAACUGUUUCUAAACUAUCCUCUGAUUAACGGUAACGAGGUACUGUAAAAUUAGUAAGGGUCUCGUGAAGAUGCAAUUAUAGCAAUGUAUAGCCAUUAUCUGCGACGAGUUCGGCUCAGGUAAAUCAAAAGGCCUACUAAGUUCCAAACCAAAAACACGGACAAUCUUCUACCCCCGAGGACAGAUCAUACCUUAUGAUCAAAACCAUGUGUGAUGGACGACGAAAUAUUACGAUUGUGAAAGUGAAAACAGACUGAUUAAGAGAUCAUAUUAACUAGAAGAAGAGUGAACCACCAAAAGGCAAAUCAGACAAAACCUUGAGAGACACCAGGUCUCUUUAACCACCAAAAACAAGAUCCUGCUAAGGUAUCCCCUUCCAGAUUCAAACACUGAGUUUACAAAGACUUCUAGCGUGAAAACCUCUCGAGGGUAAGCAUGACAAUACUCAUGGGGUUACUUAAAUCGGCAUCAGCCACGCGGAUAGAAAUAGAUCUAUCAAUUGCGACUUAAAAAGAGAAUGUUUUGUUCAUUCUUGAUAACUUAACUGUCACUUUGAAGAACUUCUCAGUAAAAUGAAAAUUCGUAAAAAUACUUAUGUGACAUUAUUGUAUGGCGCACUGCCUAAUGUACGGUGAGGUUCUUUUCUCGUUGCAGAACAUUUUGAACAAAUGGAAGAUAUUGCCUUCCAUCCUUGGCUAAUUUUCUGUCCAGUGUUGUUUUAAUUUACGCUUUAAUGCUUGUCAGUUGACGCUCUACACUUUUCACUGUUUCAUCGUUCUGUAGGAGCUUUUAUUUCAACAAUAUCCGUACCGUUACCAACGAACAAUUCAAAGAUGUCGCCCCAAGUAUUCGAUUCCUGUGAGUAUAAGUAAACUGAUAAUAUUCCAGGUGUGUUCAAACUACUUUGAGUUCAAGGGAGACAGAUAUUGUUGGUGCGACCUUCACGUGCUGUAAACUCAUGGAUAAGCACCCCUCCCCCAUUUUAAUGAAUGUACAAGUGAUCAUACCACUGGCCGAAUUGUUUAAGAAGGGAAAAUGGAGUAAACGAUUUUCACAUACAUACCACCACUGAUAUACUAAGAGUACCAACUGUGCCGCUAUUAUCGAUCGGCUUUGUACAUUAAUGCACAGUUUAUACUUUUAUUUUCGCCCACAUGUUAUACUUCUUAGGACGAUCAUAUCUGGUCACAAGAAAAAGUUUGGGAAAAACUUAAGGGAGGGCCCCUCCUCAUAAAGUACCCUCUCUGUAGUGAGCGACCCAUCUUUUCAACCUAAAUUUGAAAUGAGUGCACCAGGUGCUCAUUGGAGGAUUAACAGCAUAUGAAUAUAACAAAUAAAGACACUUCGGCAUAGCCUGUGUAAGUAUGUUUUACAUACUCAAUGACGAGUUAUCCGUCUUCGGUGUUAGUUAUCUUUCAAAUAGUUGUUGAGAAUUGGGCAGGAAAAGGAACAAGAGAGAGCCGAAAAACUGAUUAAUACAUAACGGUAAUAGGACUGAGUGGAGUCCAAUUCGGUCUGUAAUCAUACGAGUGAUCAACAAAAUCAGACGACGGCGAGGUGGGAGUCCGAUUUGUUAAUCACGACUAUGAUUACACACAGAAUUAGAUAACAAGAAGUCCUGUUACUGAGUAAUCAUAGCCAUUUGAAUUUCCGAAAAAACAAAUUCACCUAAAACAAAUAUCUCCAGUAGAGACAAUGUCUUAAGUAAAAAAUUCCUCCAUUUUGAAAAUUCCCCAGUUUUUCUUUGAAUAAGUGAUUGUUGCUGUGAUUAUUUCAAUCAUUUCUGUGAUUGGUGGAUUAGCUGAGUAGGCUAAGUAUGAUUGGCUGCUUCAACUGUCCGAUUACCGGUGUCCGAUUACAGCCAACUGUCCGAUUACACUGUCUUAUUACAACUGUAUGGGAUGAUUAGUGAAAAAUGAAGCCGCGAAUGCUCCAAUAAUAUUCGAGGAAUUAGUAAUGUUUGUGAUUAAUAGGCUAAAGAUAUCGAUGUUAUCAAGAAUUAGCGAGCAAAGUUUGCCUGAAUUACUUUCCUUAAAUUUGCAGGUACUUCCAUUACAACGAAAUGCGAGAACUACCGGAGGGUUUCUUUUCAAACAUGAAGUAUCUAAUAACUGCGUAAGUCAAGUGAAAUGUUCUCCACGCGAGGAGUUUAAAACUGAAAAAUUUCAUUUGCCAGUGCCCAGUUAUACUGCACUGACUAUAUUACUAUUACACUUUCGUUUUCUUGUAAAUUUAGAUCCUGUGACGGAUCAAAUUUGUAUUUUUUCCCCUUUUAUUGUUCAUUUCAACUCUUUUUAUGAACCGUAGGACUGUAGACACCAACCUGAUGUGUUGCCAUUUGACGAAGCAGGAUGCAGAUUGCGACUUUGCUUAUGUCGACAGCUUCGCCAGUUGUGAAACUUUGUUCAGAAAUCGAGCUCCGAGGGAGUGCCUUUGGGUGGUUGGAAUUAUGUCGUUGGUUGGUGCUGUGUUUGUCAUUGUGUGGCGGUUGGUGUUUAAGGAGAAGAAGAAGAAAAACAAGAUACAGUCCAUCAUGUUGAUACAUUUGGCUGGGGCUGAUGGACUUAUGGGUGUCUACCUCAUAACUAUAGGUGUGGUGGAUGCCAUUUGGGCAGGGGAGUAUUAUUUGCAUGACUAUUACUGGCGUUCAAGUUUGACAUGUCAGAUAACAGGUGCCAUUGCCGUGUUGUCAAGUGAGGUGUCUGUUAUGACGAUUUGUUUGCUCUCCGCCGACCGGAUGAAGAAUAUUCUAUUCCCCUAUCGUGGAAAGUCCCUUACACUUAAGGUUACGCACCUUUUGUGCUUCCUUAUUUGGAUUGUUGGUGUCAUAAUUGCAUUUAUUCCUACGGUGGGCUUCGACUACUUCGGUAGUCGCCAGAAAGGUCAUCACUUUUAUGGCAGAUCAGUUGUAUGUCUGCCAUUACAGCUUUCCACUGAUAAGCCGUCGGGCUGGGAGUACUCUGUUGCCAUGUUUGUGGGUUUAAACUUUACCCUUGUGCUCUUUGUCGUUGUGGCAUACACGAUGAUAAUCCAUAAGUCCUGCGCAUCAAACAGGCGCAUGGCUCAGCAAGGGACUGAAAGAGAGAGGAGAAUGAAAGCCAAGUCAAGGGCAGCCGAUCUGAGGAGGGAGGCCUCGCUCGCCAAAAGAGUGUUCUUCAUUGUUCUUACCGACUGUGUCUGCUGGAUGCCUAUUGUGGUGAUUGGAAUGAGGUCUCUCGUGGAAAAAUCCUUCCGUACACCUGGUGACCUCGCAGUUUGGAUCGCAGUCUUUGUUCUGCCGGUUAACUCUGCCAUCAAUCCCAUUCUCUACACUUUAUCAACAGUACAGGUAGUAACUUGCAACCUUCAUAUCUUUGCUUAAACGUCUUGCUGCAGCUUGAUCAGCUGAAGUUUAAAGGAUACUUUCAUAAACAUUUUAUUCUAUCUCGUGAAGAAUAUCAAAAGAACUAAUUAAAAAGAAAAUACAUUCCAAUUUGCGAGAAAAUUUAGCGGGUUUUGAUAUUUGAAUAUUUUGCCGACUGUCCUUAAUCUGCCAAAAGAAACCAUUUCCCAUAAAAAAAAGUCUCGCCAAAAAAACGCCGCGUAAACUUAUUACGUUUACUUUAACACGUCGUUGAAGUAAUUUUUUAAAAUAAAAUUUUUUUUUGGUUUUUUCACUUGUCAUCCUUUUGAGUAGUGGAAGUUGUAGAACUCAGAGGGUGCUAUUACUAACUAACCAGUUAAAAAAUAAAGAUUAUAUAAUUCCCGUACCUUGUCCGGUCAUCUAGAACGACAACAUUUUCGCGUUGCUCGGCAUUAGGUAUACCAGCCUUAUUAUGCUACUUACUAAGAUACAAGCAGUGUUUAAAUUUUUCUAUACGUGCCUGAGAACUGCGUAACUAACGAAAAAUAAAAUUGUUUGUUUUCAAGUAAUAACACUUCCGGUGAAGUGAAAAGAUCGCACGGAAAAAAAAAGAGCCCUAACUAACAAAAACGGUUCUGUUUCUGGGUGACCUACUAAGCAUAAGUGACUAGUACUCUGACUGGUUGAAACCUUCAUAUUGAUCAUUUAAGCAUUGGACAGGACUCUCGCUCGGUUUACCGGCAGAACAUCCCACGCGCGAUGUUGGGAGAACUUAAAAAAGUUUUGAAUCACCAGCCGAGAGCGAGGGACUUUUGAACUUUGCGAGUUUCUCACAGACAUCCAAAGUUAUUACCCAACUACUUUUAAAAAUUAGAUCAAGAUUGAUCGGUUCAGAGAACCAUAGGUGUUUGACCAAUUAGUACACAUAGUAUUCCAAUUUGUUUUGUUUUGCGCUUUGUUCUUGAUGACUUGCAUUUAGGUACGACGUGUUCUGAAGGCUAAAUUCCAACAGUUAUGGAGCUAUUUGGUGGAAAAGUGUGGACGAAAUGAAAACAAUGAAGGUAAAUUUAUCGAAAAUCAUCCUCCGGAAAUAAGGACUAAGGAUUAAGGAUUAAGUACCUGUCUGAUUAAGUUUUAUUGUCACGUGAUUACCUUCUGGCUUCUGUUGCACUUCUGCAUGAUUAUCUUUUAAAGAAAAAAAAGGAAGGAAAAAAAUGACUAUCUUUGGUGAUGUUGAUUAUAUCUUCAUACAUUAUUCACCCAUCCACAAAUCACUGAUAUUUACAAUGAUGAAGAUAAAUACCACUCGAGUAUGUUUGACUAAUGUCAUUGCUGUUUUCCAAAGGCCAAGAUCAGGGCGUUGAAAUGCAAGUCAUCGAAGAAGGUAUGAAAUAUUUACUCGGCUCAAGUAAACAUGGGGGAAAGUCGCUCGAUUUCCUUAAUCGCUCGGGUAAAUCUGAAACGAAGAGAGACAGAAUGCUAUGAAGAAUGGAUGGGCAAAGCUGAAAAUAUUAAAACAUUUUUACGUAUUUUCUUGAUUAAAACGUCUAGGCGAAACUGCUUAUUUAGAUCUGAACGCCGUAAGCGUAAAAUGGGGGUUUAAAUCGAGGUUCCACCCUUUAGUUUAAGUCUCACUUUCAAGUAACUACACUUAAUUAAAGAGCACUGUUGUCAAAUUUAUACAAGAAAAUGUUCAAAGGAAAAAGAGUAAUCCCUUUAGAAUAACGAACGACAAGUUUUUACGACUGGAAAAAGUGAAAUUCGUGCCGUAUUGACCGACUACUCCUUGAAGUCGGAGAAUGAGCGAAGAAAAAUCGGCGUAAAGUGACAGGAAACUAAAUCCCGUCGAUAGCCGUCUCGACUCGUAUAAACGCCGGGGUUACCUGGUUAAAUUUAAAAUAAAUGCCGGGGAUGUUUAAUGAAGAAAAUGCGUAACAAUCGUUGUUAACUUAUUUAUUUUUCUUGAAAGAGCUGCUACCCAAGUUUUUUUUCCAAUAAAGAUUAUUGCCCUUUCGUUAGAGUUUAUGUCAAACAACAGUGCACAAGAUCAAAAAAAUGUUAUGAUAUACUCUUUGAUUUUAAAUGAUAUACUGAGAAUGGUACUAAAGGAAGUAGCACCCGUGGUACAAUCCACUUUUUGUUUUUUUAAACUUUUUUCUUUAAAGUUCAAAUCCAACAAGACGCAGAGAGUGAUGACAGCGAUGACAGCGAUGACAGCGAUGACAGUGACGACGAAUCGAGAGAUCAAAGCGAGCAUGAGCAAAACGCUGAGCAGGCCGAGCAUGAAGAGCCCGAGGAGAGAGCUGUGACUGAACAAGAAGAAAAACCAGAAGAAGACCACGAAGACCCAUCAGAGCUGAAAGACGAACCUAACAAACAAGAAGAAGAAUCAGAAAACGAGUUCAAAGAAUGCGAAGAGGAAGCGGAAGAUAACAUGGAACAUGGACCUGACAAACAAAAAGAACAACUAAAAAAGGAAUUCACAGAAUGCGAAGAGCAAGAGGAAGAUAACAUGGAAGAUGAGGCUGGGGAAGGCGACGAGUUAAUUGUGAAUAAGGGUAUGUUUAUCAAUCCUCUGCUUCUUUUAAAAAAAGAACUUUGA